UCUUGUAUAAAUAACAGGCCAUGGUUGGCAGGCCAUUGAUGUAGCUCGCUAGCUAGCUCGAUCUGGAUGAAUGAGAGACACGCAAGUCAUUUUUUUUUCUUAGUAAUGCCAGACAUGAUGUACAGUUUUUCAUCAUUUGAUCAGAUUGCAUCUGAGUGAUUUGAUAAAUUGCGGAUAAUAACUAGCUUGCUAACGUUUGCUAGCUAGCUAAUUUACUGAGUGGCGUGAGCUGAAUCUAUCUACGAAGAUAAUACUAUGCCAACCCUAACCUAGUGUUGCAGGAGGUUCGCGCCAGCAUGUCUGUGUCUGUGAUCAUUAAAUGGGGAGGGCAGGAGUACUCCAUCAGGACACUCUCCGAAGAGGACACUGUGCUGGACCUCAAGCAGUCCAUCAAGUCCCUGACAGGGGUUCUCCCAGAGAGGCAGAAACUCCUAGGUUUAAAGGUCAAAGGCAAACCAGCAGAGGACCAAGUGAAGCUUGGUUCACUAAAGCUGAAACCCAAUACCAAGAUCAUGAUGAUGGGCAGCAGGGAGGAGAGUCUGGAAGACGUUUUAGCACCUCCCCCAGAGAAUGAUGACGUUGUCAAUGACUUUGACAUUGAAGAAGAGGUGAUUGAAGUACAGAACAGAGAGGAGAACUUGGCCAAGAUAGCCCGCCGUGUGAAAGACUACAAAGUGGAGGGGAUGAACCCACCCAGGGUAGGAAAGAGUCUGUUGGUACUAGAUGUGGACUACACGUUGUUUGAUCACAAGUCAUGUGCCGAGACGGGACAGGAGCUCAUGAGGCCUUUUCUCCAUGAGUUCCUGACCUCGGCGUAUGAGGACUAUGACAUCGCCAUCUGGUCUGCCACGAGUAUGAAGUGGAUUGAUGCUAAAAUGAAAGAGCUGGGAGUGACAGACAACCCUAACUACAAGAUCACCUUCAUGCUGGACAGUGCAGCCAUGAUCACCGUGCACACGCCUAAGAGGGGUGUAGUGGAGGUCAAGCCUCUCGGGGUAAUAUGGGGAAAGUACAGUGAGUUCUACAGCAAGAGGAACACUAUCAUGUUUGACGACAUUGGCAGAAAUUUCCUAAUGAACCCACAGAACGGACUGAAGGUUGAUAACCACAUUGUCGUCCAUCAGAUUCGUCCAUUCAUGAAAGCGCACUUAAACCGUGAGAAAGACAAAGAGCUCUUCAAACUCUCUCAGUAUCUUAAAGAGAUUGCCAAACUGGAGGACUUCUCAGGUCUCAACCAUAAGCACUGGGAGAGGUAUCGUGCAAAGAAACAAAGCCAGUGAGAGCAAUGUUGUGGAUAUGUGAAGGGAUGGUCAUUCCUCAACCAGGAACAGUGCUGGACACUCAAGCCCUCACAAAACUACUACUGCCUGUUUCUGACUGGGAGCUGUUUCCUAUUGUUUGGCUUUUAAACAAACUUCUGUUCUUCCCUCAUCUAUGUCUUUCUCUGUUGACUUUAGUCUGAGAGACAGUAAAUACUAUACACCCAUCAGUACUCGGUUUACAUGCAAUGGUUUUUAUGUUAGGUUUCACCCAAUCGUUCUUUCAGAUCAGUGACUGUCAUCUGUAGCUAUGAAACUUAACCUCAGAGUUAUACGAACAUGAGUUUGUUCUGUACUGAUAGUGUUCUGUAUUCUCUAUUCUCUCCUCUUCCCCCUGCGGCUCUCUCCUCUUCCCCCUGCGGCUCUCUCCUCUUCCCCCUGCGGCUCUCUCCUCUUCCCCCUGUGGCUCUCUCCUCUUCCCCCUGCGGCU
Messenger RNA from Oncorhynchus gorbuscha (pink salmon), 1749 nucleotides. RefSeq names its product ubiquitin-like domain-containing CTD phosphatase 1. The transcript is spliced from 12 exons. Gene Ontology annotation, molecular function: protein serine/threonine phosphatase activity; protein binding. The record is from RefSeq and is a predicted model, not a curated record. Gene Ontology annotation, cellular component: nucleus. Lineage: Eukaryota; Metazoa; Chordata; Actinopteri; Salmoniformes; Salmonidae. Gene Ontology annotation, biological process: protein dephosphorylation. The coding region runs from base 297 to 1280 and encodes 327 amino acids.